Molecule: messenger RNA, 324 nt
Organism: Histoplasma capsulatum G186AR
Lineage: Eukaryota; Fungi; Ascomycota; Eurotiomycetes; Onygenales; Ajellomycetaceae
Exons: 2
Coding region: 1-324 (107 amino acids)
Source: RefSeq, a predicted model, not a curated record
AUGGGAUGUGAGUUGACUACGGGGCUUUUGAUAUCGACGGAGGAGAGGAGUUGCGGUUUUGUGAUCAGGCGAGCGAGGAGAAAUCGACGACAGCAAAUGAAUAUAGACAGUGGUGGAAAGGGAUCAAGGCGAUUGAACGAAAGACGUAAGCUAAGACUCAAGCAAACUAAAAUGCAGCAGAGCACAGACACAAAAGCCGAAGCCCAGAGCCAACGACUGAGACAGGUGCAUGAGACAAGGACCAUCGUAAAAUUUCCAAGAGUCGGUGAAUAUAAAAAAGGCACGACAGAAAGAGACAACAGAACAGAGAAGGAUAUUGGCUAG